CCUGCGCCUGGCGGAACCGCCGCUUAAAGGCGGGCGGGUGGAAGCGGGCUGGGCUGUGGAGAUGGCGGUGACGGGACGGCAGACGGACUUGGAUAACGGCUCCUUGGAAAUAACACAGAGUUUAGAAGAUGAAGCUCUGUUGGAUGCACCGCUUACUUCGUCUCAUAUGCUGUAUUCUCAACUAAGGCCCAGAUUUCAUGCUAUCCCAGUGGUUCUCCUUGCCAACUUUCUGUUGCUAUUGCAUGUUGCUUUCGUUGUUCUAGCGUUUUUAGCAGCUAUGUUUUGUUCUUACCCCAAUCCAAACCAGGAUAAAUGCCCUGGGAACUAUACUCACCCAUUUAAAGUACAGACUGUCAUAAUAAUUGCCAAGGUAAUUCUGUGGAUUCUGCACGUGUGUUUUGAACGUUACGUCCACCACCACCACAGCAGGAUCAGGAGCAGGGGCUACUUCUUAAUAUAUCGAUCGACAAGGCAUCUCAAGAGGCUUCCGUUGGUGAUACAUUCUACAGGUAAUGCAGCCCUGCUUUUGAUUUUGUCAACCCAGCAUUCCUUUCCUGAUCACAGUAAAGUGUACCUGUAUCUUAUCCUGGGAGUCCUGGGCCUGGAGCUGAUCAGUUCACUGACAUGUCUAGUGAUUUACACAGUGAAAGUAAGCAACUUCAAUCGUGCGAAGCCAAGACCUGACAUAAUUGAAGAAGAAAAGAUGUAUGCUUACCCUAGUCACAUUACCUCAGAAGUUGGAUUUGGGGAAAAUUCAAGUUUAGAAGAGAUCGUUGAGAAGCAAGGAGAUGUAAUAGAAUAUCUUCAGCGACACAAUGCACUGCUCAGCAAGAGACUGUUGGCAUUAACAUCUCAGCAAACCAAAACUUAAAUGCUUGGAGAACUGCUGCUGGAGCUCAGGAGAGAAUACGAGGCAAUACAAUAUCCAAACAGACCUGUAGAGAUGACUCUUCAAUCUUCUUUCCCAUUUAAAAAUAGAGCUUAAAUUGCAAGUAUGAGCUCUGCGUACACUGUAAACCUGUGACAACUGGACUUAAUGGCUUUUUUCACAUCAGUUCUGAGAAAACGUUCAGGAACAUAAAGGAUUUUGAAUUCCUAAGAGGUUACAAUUGGAGUUAAGGGACUGGUUUAACGUCUUUCAGUCGUUGCUGUUAUUUUGCACUGGUGUAUUUUUUUUUUUUUGAGCUUUAAGUUACUGAAGUACUUUCUAGAAUGCACAUUUGUUCUCAGAUAAAACCUAAUUUUGCAGAGGAUUCCUCUCAGCGUACAGUACUGAAGCUGGGAUAUCUUGAAUGUGGGUGUUCAAUCACUGCACUUCAGUAUGUCCAGUGUUUAAGGUGUUAUGCUUCAAUAAUCCUGUACAAAGUAGAUACUUGCUUUCUAGAUUUGUUUUCUCCUUUGCCCAGUAAAGGACUGAAGUUGUUUCCUAUGCCAGCAGGAAUAUUUAGCAUCCAGUUGAAAUAAUAACAAGGGCAGAAGGGAAGGGUGGUAUCCUAAAAUGUACUGGUACUGCAUGUGAGAUUUGACAAGUUAUGAUCAGCAAUUUGAGGAGCUGAUCAGAAUGCUGGCUGUGGAUAACAAAAAGGUGUCUUCAGGUCUGCUGAUUCUCCUGCUAUUGGAAUUGUGUGUCAGCAAAGACUAAACAGGAUUUCUUCUGCCUGCCAAACUGACACACAAAUGGUAAGUGCUGUCAUUGACCCUGUAACCCAUUAGUGUUCAAUGGGGUUUAAAGUUAGAUCCUGUUAGAGCCACUAUCAGAGUUGCUCUGUGCUUUGACUCUUCAAAAAUGUUGCUGUCUAAAUUUAAAAGCCAAAAUGAAUGUGUGUGGUGGAUAUCAGCAGGGGACUGAAUGGCCUUCUGGAAGUGGAAAAACAAGAGUUAUCAGUUCUAAUAGAAUAAAUUCAUUGGGAAGGGUGGUAAAAAUCAUGCUUUUCAAAUGCUUUGUCUACCACUGUAGUCAAAGCAUUAUUUUAGAAGCAAAUGUCUGUGGGAAGACAGAAUAAUUACUGGUCAAAACUGGGAGGAAGAUCCUCAUAAGGAGUGGUCUUGUGGCUGAAUAUGGGGAAAGAAACACAAAUAUUCUAUUUUUUUUACUGGAACACAACUUCAAAAAUAACUAAACUGUCUACUGUAAUAACAAAGAUGAAGAUUGUCUUUUAUUAUAAGAAAAAAGUUGAUAUUUUGCUGCUAUUUAACACUAAACUGUACCCCUUAACUGUUUUUUGGAAAUAAAGCCACGUUUUUAUAGUGAACAUAGAAAGGAUAUAAAUGUUUGUUUUUAGAACUCAGGUCUGAAUGUAUUGUGUAUAAUGACUUAGAUAACUGCUAUGGAAAGCAGUAAACUGUGACUGAAGUUCAUGUACAAUAAUUACAACUAAGGGAAAGUGA
Lagopus leucura (white-tailed ptarmigan) is the source of this 2388-nucleotide messenger RNA. RefSeq names its product transmembrane protein 192 (gene TMEM192). The record is from RefSeq and is a predicted model, not a curated record. Lineage: Eukaryota; Metazoa; Chordata; Aves; Galliformes; Phasianidae. The transcript is spliced from 6 exons. Gene Ontology annotation, cellular component: lysosomal membrane; late endosome. The coding region runs from base 62 to 871 and encodes 269 amino acids.